UCUAAUAAUUUAUAUAUUAUAUUUAAUUUAACGAUUUUGAUAAUUAAAAUGAAUCAAAUGGUUUCUGACUGUUUCCAGAUUUCUUAAUUGUUUGAAUAUGCUUUCCUGGGUAGAAAAAGAAAAUCAUUGAAACAUGUUUUAUGCACAGCAAAAUAGAAUAGAAUAAAAAGGGAGAAAUUAAAAAAAAAACUUGUUUGGCUUGUAGGAUAUUGAUGUUCUAAAUCAGGUUGUGUUGAGGACCCAGGCCUGAAAACCUAAACAAUUGAAUUGUUGUGCCAUCUCACGGAUGUUGAUUCUGAAGGAAUGUCACCAACACAUUCCGAUACGCAAUUGAGAAUUGAAGAACGAGCUCUUUCCGCAUCCGGUGCCGCCUUUGUGUCUGCUAUCAUCGUUAAUCCCCUCGAUGUCGCCAAGACAAGACUUCAAGCACAAGCUGCUGGUGUUCCCUACCAAGGUGUUUGUCAAUUGGCCAACACGACUCUACACGAUGUUAGAUGUUUUGCAAUUUCUAGUUCUGAGCCACCGCGGCCUUGUCCUUCCGGGUGUAACCGCUACAAAGGGACAUUAGAUGUUCUUUACAAAGUUACACGUCAGGAAGGCUUUAUGAGAUUAUGGAGAGGCACAAGUGCAAGUUUAGCAUUGGCUGUGCCAACUGUUGGAAUCUACAUGCCUUGUUAUGAUAUUUUGCGCAACAAGAUGGAGGGGUUUACAACUCAGAAUGCUCCAAAUUUAACACCUUAUGUUCCAUUAGUUGCGGGAUCAGCUGCACGUUCAUUGGCUUGUAUUUCUUGUUAUCCCGUGGAACUUGCAAGGACUCGCAUGCAGGCAUUUAGAGCAACCCAAAGUGGCAAGCCUCCAGGAGUGUGGAAGACAUUGCUUGGAGUCAUUCACCCUGUCAAGGGCACAAUACAUAGGUAUCGUUUCUGGUGGACUGGUCUUGGAGCACAACUUUCUCGUGAUGUUCCAUUCUCUGCAAUUUGCUGGUCAACCCUUGAGCCCAUUAGGAAAAACAUUGUUGGCCUAGCUGGUGAUGGAGCAAGUGCCGUCACUGUCCUUGGAGCAAAUUUUUCUGCUGGUUUUGUUGCCGGAACUUUAGCAUCAGCUGUCACAUGUCCACUGGAUGUGGCAAAAACUCGACGGCAAAUAGAGAAAGAUCCUGAAAGAGCAUUAAAGAUGACAACAAGAACAACAUUACUUGAGAUUUGGAGGGAUGGAGGAUUAAGAGGGCUAUUUACAGGUGUUGGUCCCCGUGUAGGUCGUGCUGGUCCAUCGGUUGGGAUAGUUGUUUCCUUUUAUGAAGUUGUCAAGUAUGUUUUGCAGCUUAGACAUCCUACUUCAUCAUAGAAUAUACUUGCAUUUUUUUUGCUGGAGGCUUUUAACUCCACUUGUAAAGGUUAGCAUAGUAGUGGAUUACGUCAAAGACAACAAUCUUUCAAUAAGUCAAAGACCACUCUCAUGCCCAGAAGAAUCAUGAUCCUGACAUUUCAAUGAGUCAGCAGACCACUCAUGCCCAGAAGAAUCAUGUUCCUGACAUUUCAAGAAGUAUCACUCAUCAGUGAACACCUACUAAUAAGUAACAAUCCAAUAAUUGUCUUUCUCAUGCCUAAAAAUACCCUUUGGAUACGCAUUGUGUAUAUUUUUCGUUGCUACAUUUGCAACAUUACUAGGAGAGUUAACUAGGGCCUUUACAUAUUGUCGGCAAGGUGAUUAGCUUGCACAGAGAAAUAAGUUUUGUUUUGUUUGAAUACGAAUUCACACAAUUCUUGUAUUUUAUGAAUUAUCAUAAUUCCAAUUCUUUAACUUUUUUUUAA
Glycine soja is the source of this 1811-nucleotide messenger RNA. RefSeq names its product mitochondrial carrier protein MTM1-like. The record is from RefSeq and is a predicted model, not a curated record. Lineage: Eukaryota; Viridiplantae; Streptophyta; Magnoliopsida; Fabales; Fabaceae. The transcript has 10 exons. Gene Ontology annotation, biological process: mitochondrial transmembrane transport. Bases 304 to 1344 code for a protein of 346 amino acids.